CAAAAACCAGUCCGGGGCUAUUUGCGUCCUGCCGUAUAUUCUAAUAAAAAAAUUAAACACGGCCCACAUCAAAAGGUGACUAGAAAAAGUUAAAAUGUUCAAAAAAAUAAUAGUAUUUGAAAAUAUCACAGGGUGGAACGGUGUACCUCACAGUUCAGAGGUCAUGGGUUCAUAUCUGGACUCCGGCCUUCCUUGUGUGGCGUUUGCAUGUUCUCCCUGCGCUUUCUUGGGUUUUCUCUUGGUACUCUGGUUUCCUCCCACAUUCCAAAAACGUGUAUGUUAGGUUAAAACUAAAUUGUCCAUAGGUGUGAAUGGGAGAAUGAAUGCUUGUUCGUCUAUAAUGUAUGUGCCCUGUGAUUGGCUGGCAUCCUGUCCAGGGUGUACCCCCCCUCUUGCCUGAAGCCAGCUGGGAUAUAGGCUCCAGCACCCCAAUGAGGAUAAGUGGUAUAGAAAUGGAUGUUACAAGAUAUUACACUUCUUUAACAGUGUAAUGUUGGGAUUAUUAUUAUUAAGUCAAACAAUCUUUUUGACAUGUAUCUUCAUAAUUUAACUUCCGAUGUCAAUUAUGUUACACCAAAAUCAUAUUGUUGUAUGGUGAAUGAUGGUAAAUAAGACUGAAGUGACUGUUGUGCAUCUACAACCCCAAUUCCAAUGAAGUUGGAACAUUGUGAUAAACGUAAAUAAAAACACAAUACUGAUUUGCAAAUUAUGUUAGACCUAUAUUUAAUUGAAUACACUACAAAGACGCGGCACGGUGGCCGACUGGUUAGAGCGUCAGCCUCACAGUUCUGAGGUGCGGGGUUCAAUCCCCGUCCCCGCCUGUGUGGAGUUUGCAUGUUCUCCCCGUGCCUGCGUGGGUUUUCUCCGGGCACUCCGGUUUCCUCCCACAUCCCAAAAACAUGCAUUAAUUGGAGACUCUAAAUUGCCCGUAGGCAUGACUGUGAGUGCGAAUGGUUGUUUGUUUCUAUGUGCCCUGCGAUUGGCUGGCAACCAGUUCAGGGUGUACCCCGCCUCCUGCCCGAUGACAGCUGGGAUAGGCUCCAGCACGCCCGCGACCCUAGUGAGGAGAAGCGGCUCAGAUAAUGGAUGGAUGGAUGGACACUACAAAGACAAGAUAUUUAAUGUUCAAACUGGUACACUUUAUUGUUUAUAGCAAAUAAUCAUUAACUUAAGAUUUUAUGGCUACAACACGUUCCAAAACAGCUGGGACAGGGCCAUGUUUACCACUGAGACAGGUCUGGACUUUUACUACGAAGCCACGCUGUUGUAACACGUGCAGAAUGUGCGUUGGCAUUGUCUUGCUGAAAUAAGCAGGGGCGUCCAUGAAAAAGACGUUGCUUGUUUCUCCAUAUGUUUCUCCAAAACCUGUAUGUACCUUUCGGCAUUAAUGGUGCCUUCACAGAUCUGUAAGUUACCCAUGCCAUUGGCACUAACACAGCCCCAUACCAUCACAGAUGCUGGCAUUUGAACUUUGCGUCCAUAACAGUCCGGAUGGUUCUUUUCCUCUUUGGCCCGCAGGACACGACGUCCACAAUUUCCAAAAACAAUUUGAAAUGUGGACUCGUCGGACCGCAGAACACUUUUCCACUUUUCAUCACUCCAUCUUAGAUGAGCUCGAGCCCAGAGAAGCCGGCGGGGUUUCUGGGUGUUGUUGAUAAAUGGCUUUUGCUUUGCAUAGUAGAGUUUCAAGUUGCACUUACGGAUGUAGCGCCGAACUGUAUUUAGUGACAUUGGUUUUCUGAAGUGUUCCUGAGCCCCUGUGGUGAUAUCCUUUACGCAUUGAUGUCGGUUUUUGAUGCAGUGGCACCUGAGGGAUCGAAGGUCACGGGCAUUCAAUGUUGGUUUUGGCCUUGCCGCUUACAUGCAGUGAUUUCUCCAGAUUCUCUGAACCUUUUGACGAUAUUAUGGACCGUAGAUGAUGAAAUCCCUAAAUUCCUUGCAAUUGUACAAGGAACAUUGUCCUUAAACUGUUCGACUAUUUCAGUCUUUUUUGCCACCUGUCCCAGCUUUUUUGGAACGGGUUGCAGCCAUAAAAUUCUAAGUUAAUGAUUAUUUGCUAAAAACAAUCAAGUUUAUCAGUUUGAACAUUAAAUAUCUUGUCUUUGUAGUGUAUUCAAUUAAAUAUAGGUUGAACAUGAUUUGCAAAUCAUUGUAUUCUGUUUUUAUUUAUGUUUAACACAACAUCCCAACUUCAUUGGAAUUGGGGUUGUAUUAGGGGACUUGCAAAACAGCAUGAUUGGACUCUCAGUGACUGGAGAUUGAAGUGGGUGGCGUUUUAAUACCUGAGUUUCCUGUGUGGGGGGAGGGUGCUCUCUAUAAGAGGUGGUCUACCCUUCACUCUGUCAAACUAUGCAUCAACUGUCAAAGGAUCAGUGGGUGAAUGCGUGUUUGUGUGGUGAUAAUGGCUUUGUUCAUGGAUGCAGAUUUCUCAUUAGUCAAGCAGAACCAGCAGGCAGAUGUGGUGGAUUUGAAAGGGAUAUUUGGGGAACAAGAACACUGUAAAGACGUGCACAAUGAGAGUGGCCUGUCCUCCUCAGAGCCGGACCGGGCAGCCUGUCUCACUGAGGGUCCAAGAAAAAGGAAGCGGACCAUCUUUAGCCGAGCUCAGCUGUCCGAGCUGGAGCAAGCCUUUGCUGUGACGCCCUACCCAGACAUCACCCUCAGAGAGAGGCUAGCCGUGCACACACACCUGCCCGAGAGCAAGAUACAGUUUGUACAGGUGUGGUUUCAAAACCGAAGAGCCAGAAGUAUCAAGACUGGGAGAAUGCCCAAGUCCAUGAAACAUGUUCUUGGAGAUAGGGGACUUUCAGAACCUAUGUCUGGGCUGGUGACCUCAGCUUUUCCUGCCCAAACCACCUUGGCAGACAUAUUCAGACCGGAGCAAAACCAGCCCUGUGACGACAUCCCACCGUUGUACUCUGAGUGGAUCCAGCUCUACAGCAACCAAACUACACCAUCCACUUCCACAUCGAUCCACCAGCAGCCCACCAUUGGCUCCCCGAAGUGUUCAGAGUCUCGACUGUGGGAAGAGGAGCGGCAUCAGCGGCAGCAAAUGGGAUCAACCGUCCCGUCUCUCCUUCCUGGUUCUUUUUCAAAUCCCAUCACCAGACAACCUCACCGUGCUGCGUCUAAUCACUCCUACCAGUCCCUCAGGAACUUCAAAUCCCAGAGCCUGGCUCAGGCUGGGGCUCAUCAGGCUAUCUACGGGGGCGGCGCCGGAGGCCACAUUUCUGUCGACCAAGUCGUUCCUUCUCACUCUCAGUCGACAUACUGGGAAGUAACUCAGGGCCAAGGACCUCACCACCACCACCACCAUCAUCAUCACACACAAAUGGCACCACCGACCUCGAUGGGCUACAUCUCAGACCUGAUCUACAAUGCUGCUAUUGUGACCAACUUCCUGGAGUUCUGAUGAAGUGUACAGUAGAAGUGUACAAAAUGUAUUUCCCUUUUAUACCCUGUGUCCAAAUACACAAACUCCUGCUUGUUUUGUCAAAUUGAAAUAACAAUAUCUCAAAUACUGUAGUGAGAAUGUUCUUCCUCUUCCCUUGUGUUAAUGUUGCAAUCAUCUUUUAUAUGUUGUUUGCUUUUAUUUCCCCUAAAAUGUAAUACAAAAUGCCAUGCAAUUAACUAAAACUGUAAUAUAUAUAUAUAUAUAUAUACAUGAAAAUGGGCAAUUAAUGACUUCCAAGUUGUUUAAAAAAUAUUUUCACAGGAAAUAAAGUGAAUUAAAACCCUUAUGGCAUUUUGAGUAAUAUCUAACAUUGUCAACUAUAAUACUCAUAUAGAGAGAACUUAAUCACAGUGUAAUAAAACUAAAUACAACUAAAAUAAAGUAAAAAUACUCAUUCUUUGAAGACGCCCAAUAAAUAGUUGCGAGGAUAGGUGUUUAUUGAGUGAUACUGUCAUUAACAUUGUUUACUGGUACUGCUGGAUUUCACUUGGUGUGUAUUGUAUAAGAAGUGUAUUUAAGCAUCUGCUUGGUAAAAUGAAUGUGUGUGUCUAUUUGAUAUUAA
Messenger RNA from Phyllopteryx taeniolatus (common seadragon), 4016 nucleotides. It is a transcript of the gene sebox, whose product is annotated as SEBOX homeobox. The transcript is spliced from 3 exons. Gene Ontology annotation, molecular function: DNA binding. The coding region runs from base 2381 to 3412 and encodes 343 amino acids. NCBI's taxonomy places the organism in Eukaryota, Metazoa, Chordata, Actinopteri, Syngnathiformes, Syngnathidae. The record is from RefSeq and is a predicted model, not a curated record.